AUGUAUGCCGCCUGGGCGGCUGCGUUGCGCCAGGCUGAUAUGCUGCCGCUGCUCUCGGCCAAGGCGCUGGUGGAGCUGGCGGACGUCGAAGCAAAGAGGCUCCAGGCUCAGUCGGCGCACGACAAGGACAGGGAGUGGAGCAAAUGGGUUGACAAGCAUUCCUCGGGGGGGAUGUCGGCCCUGUUCAAGUUCUCCUCCCUUCCCAUCGGCUGGCAACCCGGAGCCUUGCACCUCGACAGGGCCGAGCCUCGCGCGGCGACCGCCACUGACGCAGCUGCCACCUGGGAGAAGCAGGCGGCGCAGUCGACCCUGACAGUGGAAUACCUGAUUGUCGGCGGCGGCGGUGGCGGCGCUUCCGGAGGCGGCGGCGGCGGCGGUGUGCUCCAAGGGACGGGUCUGGUCAUGUCUGUCGACGAAGUCAUCACGGUUGGCACCGGCGGUCUCGGAGGUUCGGGGGGCAGCGGCACCACUGCGGAGGCGACGAACGGAGGAGAUUCUUCGAUCGGCUCUCUGGUGGCAUAUGGCGGUGGCAAGGGUGCGGGGGGCAGUUCCAGGACUGCCUCCAGCGGAGGCUCAGGCGGUGGAGGCGCCUACGAUCUGCCGAGUGUUGCCUACGCGGCUGGGGUCGCGGGACAGGGCUACCGGGGUGGGCGCAGCGACAGGGGGGGGUACGGCGCAGGCGGUGGCGGCGGCGGUGCGGGCGGCGUUGGGAGCGACGCGCCCCAGCAGCAUUACGGAGGAGAUGGUGGCGUUGGAGUGGCGUCGUCGAUUUCAGGCACCUCUACGUAUUACGGCGGAGGCGGUGGCGGUGGCGUCAACGCAAACUGCGGUUGCACCACUUAUCCAGGAGGGGCCGGCGGCCUAGGGGGCGGCGGCGAUGGAAGCAGUUACGGCGGUGGUGGCGGCGCUUACUUCAAUGGCGAAGAUGGGCAGGCAAACACUGGCGGUGGUGGCGGCGGCACGGAUCCUGAGUCUUCCUUGGCUGGCAACGGAGGGUCUGGCAUCGUGAUCAUCAAGUACCUGAGUUCCAUCCCGUUGCUCCAAGGUGGCACAGUCACCACGAGCAAUGGCUACCAAAUUCAUACUUUCACAGCAACUGGAUCGCAUACCGUAGCAGUCGAGGCGGCAUGCGGUGCGUGGCGCUACUACAGGUACUAUGUCCCAGUCGCGAGUGCAAACCCGCAUCAUCUGUGCAUCAAUGAGAUGCAGUACUUGUACGGUGGUAGCGUGCUCUCAACACCUGCAACUCACUGCGGCAGUGCACCGUGCGCUUUUGCUACUUCCGGAUUCUACUCGGAUUGGAGCCCCGAGAAAGCUUUCGAUCAAAGCAAUUAUGCAAUGUAUGGCAGUGGAUAUUGCAAUGAAGCCGGUGAUGGUUAUCCCCGAGGGGCUGGGUGGUUGGCGUACGACUUCGGAGUGCCGACACAAGUCGAUCAGGUCAAGAUUUGGUUUUGGAGAGGUGAUCACAGCGCGAGUGGGACGGCCUACAUGGAAGGCUCAAACGAUGCGGUCACAUGGACAACUUUGAAAACGAUUACAGACACUGAUUAUGCGACACUCGAUACGACCGUCGAUUGUGUUGCAUCGCCAAGUUCGGCGCCGACGCUGCUGAUGAAGCUGAGGGCUGGCUCCAAUACCUUCCAGUAUGACGCAAGCUAUUGGACCGACACUUCUGUGUUGAACGAAGCUGGCGGCGCUUCGGUCAGCGACUCUGACGACGAGGACGUCAAGAUGUCGGCAUUCAACACAGACCCGAUCUCCGCCCUGACGUUGUGCUACAAGACGCUGGACAACUGCUACACGUACGAGCUGGGCGCGACGUACACCAGCGCAAGCGCUCUCUUCAGCUCGGGAUUCAUCCGCAGCGAAAAUCUGGGUUAUGGCGCUGGAGCCGCCGACGCAGCGAAGCAGGCCUGGACAGAUCUGUUUUUGCCGCCGGGGACCCCGACCUGGUACGACGACUAUUGGAACGGGAACGGAGGCGGCAAUUGCAAUAUGCAGCGGCCAGGGAUCAACACCCAGUGCAAUGACAACAACUGGGCCCGCAUCGGGUACUGCGUGAACCUCCCUGACCAGAGCUGCCAGCCAUAUGAUACCAGCGACGCCGACUCUCCUAUUGGGAUCGGGCUGAAGACGCAGAAUUGGCCCAACAAUGUCAAUGCCCCUUUCGGGGAAUACUUCAUACACGGCGCUGGGUCGUCUGGCGUGCAGCUCUUCCAACACCAAGCAUGGCUUUUCGCAGGAAGACAACGGUCGGCAGCUCGCUGUGAAUACAUCAAGUUCGAGAAGACCACGCGGACGGACAUCGCGAAGGAGGUCUUUGUCUCUGGCACGGCGCUGGCCCCCAACUGGGGAAACUCGCCCGACAAGAAGACGCCGCUGAAGCUCUUUCACUAUAUGAUGGACAGGACACUCGAGCGCUGGGCGGUCACUCUCAAGCGGAUUGGCCCGUUCCUGUUCGACCGCAUCGUCGCCCCCAUCCUUAGGGGCCCCGACGUCCAUGGGACCAUGUGGAUCGGAAAGACCAGGGUCGGCAAAUCCACAGCAUCCAAAACGAUCGGCUUCGCUAUUUCUGCUUACCAGAUUGAGAAGCACUGCCGCGCUGACCUCCGCCCGAUCGUCAUCGCUGCGAAGAAGAUCGGCUUCCUGCGAUUGGAGCCUGGGACCAUAAUCAAGCCCGCCAUCGCAGACGAUACCGCGCUGGCCAAGUGGGGCCCCGACGAGAUCAAGGCUUUCCUCGACCCCGCCGAGGAAGACGCGCUGCUUUGGGCGAAGCGGUGGGGCGGCGCCUCUUUCGAGCAGAACCAGUCCCGCCAGAUCUGCGUCAAUCCGUAUAACGAGGAGUUCGAGGCGACGGCCGAGUCCGUCAGCAGGGAGCAGGAAGAGGUAGCAUUCAGUGACUUCAUCCAGAUCAUCGGCUGCAGUUUCAUCUGCGAAAAGCAGUGCAGCUACAAGAUGGCGGACGUGGAGGCGUACAUGGCGAGGUCCAACGUCGUGCUCCUCUCGCCGAACCGGGUGUACUUUCGGGCCGCAUCCACGACGAAGGAGCCAGCCCCUCGCUUUCCGCGGCCAGUGCCCGCGAAACCAGAUCUCUUCACGCCCGAGACGUGCGACAUCCUCACGGCAUUCAAGAAAGACCAGACUCGCGUUCCAUCCGACUACGACCAACACAUGAGGUGGGCCGUGGCCGCCAUGAAGAAGUUAGCGCGGGGCGAGGAGCUCGGGCAGUCAUCGACGGUCCGUGGCCCAACGCUCUUCGACCAGGACGCGCCCACGAGAUGCAACUUCCCAGAGGUGGCCACGCAGCCGCCGAGCGACAGCGACAUCUCCUCGCCGCAGCCGCUUAAGCGCGGCGCCGAGCGCCUGGCUUGCCCCGACGUGUCCACCAUGGACGAGGAGGAGCGCGAGAGGGCCAUGCAGGCGAUGAAGGAGAGUAUCAUCGAGCGCGGGAGGGAGGCCCACGGCUCGAGCAUCGACCUGUUGUCCCCAGCGCGCCCGCCGGCCGCCGACGUCGCCUCGCAGGAUAUCGCCGCGGCGAUGGCCGAGGGCGCGGCCGCCGCUUCAGGCGACGAGAGGGCCGAGCCUCGCGCGGCGACCGCCACUGACGCAGCUGCCACCUGGGAGAAGCAGGCGGCGCAGUCGACCCUGACAGCAAACACUGGCGGUGGUGGCGGCGGCACGGAUCCUGAGUCUUCCUUGGCUGGCAACGGAGGGUCUGGCAUCGUGAUCAUCAAGUACCUGAGUUCCAUCCCGUUGCUCCAAGGUGGCACAGUCACCACGAGCAAUGGCUACCAAAUUCAUACUUUCACAGCAACUGGAUCGCAUACCGUAGCAGUCGAGGCGGCAUGCGGUGCGUGGCGCUACUACAGGUACUAUGUCCCAGUCGCGAGUGCAAACCCGCAUCAUCUGUGCAUCAAUGAGAUGCAGUACUUGUACGGUGGUAGCGUGCUCUCAACACCUGCAACUCACUGCGGCAGUGCACCGUGCGCUUUUGCUACUUCCGGAUUCUACUCGGAUUGGAGCCCCGAGAAAGCUUUCGAUCAAAGCAAUUAUGCAAUGUAUGGCAGUGGAUAUUGCAAUGAAGCCGGUGAUGGUUAUCCCCGAGGGGCUGGGUGGUUGGCGUACGACUUCGGAGUGCCGACACAAGUCGAUCAGGUCAAGAUUUGGUUUUGGAGAGGUGAUCACAGCGCGAGUGGGACGGCCUACAUGGAAGGCUCAAACGAUGCGGUCACAUGGACAACUUUGAAAACGAUUACAGACACUGGUUAUGCGACACUCGAUACGACCGUCGAUUGUGUUGCAUCGCCAAGUUCGGCGCCGACGCUGCUGAUGAAGCUGAGGGCGGGCUCCAAUACCUUCCAGUAUGACGCAAGCUAUUGGACCGACACUUCUGUGUUGAACGAAGCUGGCGGCGCUUCGGUCAGCGACUCUGACGACGAGGACGUCAAGAUGUCGGCAUUCAACACAGACCCGAUCUCCGCCCUGACGUUGUGCUACAAGACGCUGGACAACUGCUACACGUACGAGCUGGGCGCGACGUACACCAGCGCAAGCGCUCUCUUCAGCUCGGGAUUCAUCCGCAGCGAAUAUCUGGGUUAUGGCGCUGGAGCCGCCGACGCAGCGAAGCAGGCCUGGACAGAUCUGUUUUUGCCGCCGGGGACCCCGACCUGGUACGACGACUAUUGGAACGGGAACGGAGGCGGCAAUUGCAAUAUGCAGCGGCCAGGGAUCAACACCCAGUGCAAUGACAACAACUGGGCCCGCAUCGGGUACUGCGUGAACCUCCCUGACCAGAGCUGCCAGCCAUAUGAUUCCAGCGACGCCGACUCUCCUAUUGGGAUCGGGCUGAAGACGCAGAAUUGGCCCAACAACGUCAAUGCCCCUUUCGGGGAAUACUUCAUACACGGCGCUGGGUCGUCUGGCGUGCAGCUCUUCCAACACCAAGCAUGGCUUUUCGCAGGAAAG
Prorocentrum cordatum is the source of this 4965-nucleotide messenger RNA. The record is from the annotation of a GenBank genome assembly. NCBI's taxonomy places the organism in Eukaryota, Dinophyceae, Prorocentrales, Prorocentraceae.